AUGGUACAAAAUCCAAACAUGACCCACUUGAAGAUAAGUGAAUUGGUUGUGCUUCCUCCCCUCUGGAUAAGGUGUGACGGUUCUGAUCCUGAACAUACUUGUUGGCUUGGAGCUGAGCCUCUCAAAGCUGGAAACAAAAUCACAGGAAUCAAUUUUUAUAUGGUUACAUGUGAUGCUGAUAAAACCUGUUUUGCAAACAUGGAAGAGCUCAAAAUGGCACAUAAAAUGAAACAUCAUUCAUCUAUUGUGAUGACAAAAGGAUUUGCUCAGUAUGAACUUGUUAGAGCUGCUGCAAUAGAAGACACAAUUAUAGAAUCUGAAAGCAAUAUAUACAUUGAUAUUACGUGGAAUACUGUAGAUAAGAUUCUGGAGACACCCCCACUAAUUUCAGCUGCCACGCUGAAUAUUACACUGGAGUCUGGGGACCCCAGAAGUCCUGUAUAUCAGCUGUAUAGAGAACUGCAGUUUCUCCUUGCUUUGGCCGAAGGUUUGAAGACUGGUGUGACUGAGUGGCCUGAGCCCUUAGAGUCUGAAUCAGCUGUUGAACUGGUCCAGGAAUUUCUGACUGAUUUAAAGAAGAAACUGGAUGGAUAUUGUAUAUCUGGAAACAGUAAUGAAACAGAGGUAUCUAAAAUCAAAUGUGACACUGCUGCAGUGGACAGUUCAAUAAAAUCAAUCUUCAGCGAGCGAGGAGACCUGGAUUUUGCUGAACAAUUAUGGUGCAAAAUGAGAAGUAAGUGUGUCAGUUCCUAUCAGGAGUUGAUAGUGUGUUUUACACUGAUAAUAAAAUCCUUGGAACAUGGUGAGAUACAGCCAUGGAUUCAUCAAGGGAGUAGCAGUUUGCUAAGUAAAUUGAUUCAACAAUCUUAUCAUGGAAAGAUAGAGGUCAUUUCCCUCAGUGGCAUCACUCCAAUUCAAAUGCUCUUGGAGAUUGGUUUAGAUAAGAUGAAGAAGGAUUAUGUCAGUUUUUUCAUAGGCCAGGAACUUGCAACAUUAACCUACUUGGAUUACUUCAUUUCCACAUCAGUAGAUCUACAAGAACAAGUUCAUCGUGUUCAAAAGCUUCACCAUAUGCUGGAAAUAAUGGUCAGCUGUACAGUCUUACUUCAGUUUAAACAUGAGAACCUCUUCCCUUUGACACAAAUUUGCAUGAAGUAUUAUAAGGAAAACCCUCUAAAUGAGAAGCAUGUGUUUCAACUGCCGAUCAGACCAGCACUUGUCAAGAAGUUCUAUCAAAAUGAUAACCCAGAAAUAUGGAAGGUGGACAUAAGUAGUGGGCAUGGACAGAAGGAGGUUAAAACAACGUGGCAAGUUAGUACUAAUCCUCCAGUUGAACAUAUGACAUCAAACACUACAGGUCUCUUUUCCGAUUCCACAGUUAAUGGAAGCAGUGAAGAAAGAAUGUAUUUUAUUACAAUGGCUAAGUGCAGUCAGGUGCAUUUCACAUAAAUGCAUGUUAGUCUACAGGCAGGCACUUGAAAGGUACAGUAAAGAGGAAAGUUCAGCAUUAUCUGUGUCCCAACAGUAUAUUUAGAAACACUCUGAUUUGAAGAACAGUACAUCUUACUGAGUCAUUUGCUUUGGUAUGCUUGAAGUGUGACAUACACAGCCAUAAUUCAUCUGUGUAUGUCUAGUUUGUUUAUAAAUGUUGUGCAAUUAUGAAUAUAUAGUAUAAUUAUUUUGAAAAUGUAGAAGACAUUUUUGUUCGUAUAUUUACAAACAUUCAAUAAAGUUCUGCACUUCGGGGUUUUAAA
Messenger RNA from Pygoscelis adeliae (Adelie penguin), 1754 nucleotides. RefSeq names its product zwilch kinetochore protein (gene ZWILCH). NCBI's taxonomy places the organism in Eukaryota, Metazoa, Chordata, Aves, Sphenisciformes, Spheniscidae. The transcript has 14 exons. The coding region runs from base 1 to 1449 and encodes 482 amino acids. Gene Ontology annotation, cellular component: RZZ complex. The record is from RefSeq and is a predicted model, not a curated record. Gene Ontology annotation, biological process: mitotic spindle assembly checkpoint signaling; protein localization to kinetochore.